AGAAAAGUUUGCAAACAUAUUAUAAACAGUGAUUUGGGUUUUGGUUUCCAGUAUUGAAGUUCAAUAACUUUGCAAUAAAUGUAUUAAUUGUUUUGAUUAUUAAUUUUCAUAUCAAUCGGGAGUCCAAAAGGCAAUUAGUUUUGUGUCUGUAUUUCAAUCCCUUUAUAUAUCACUUUAUUUUCGCCCCAAAUAUUAAGCCAUUAAAGCAUUGAAAUCUCAUUCAUAACUAGUAUUGACAAUACAUUUGUUUUUUCCCCACUUUUUUCUCCCAAUUAUAAGUCAUUAAAAUCUCAUUAAAUUGUUAGACAUUUUGAAUAUUGAAUUGAAAAUAAUGUCUAAACUAUUAAUACGACAAACACUGAGAUUGCCGUCGAUUAUAGCCAUCGCUGGAAGUGCUAAAAGUGUGCCAAACAUUACUCCCGGACACCAUCUACUCGUCAGAGGCUUCAGCCAAACGCCGGCAAUGAAUCGCAUCGAGAAUGUGCUCAUCAUUGGAUCAGGUCUUAUGGGAUCAGGUAUCGCCCAAUCGUGUGCCGCGACCAAUAAAUUCAACUCAAUUACACUGCAAGACAUCUCUGAGGAUCAGUUAUCCAAAGCCAAGACUCGCAUCACUCAAAGUCUAACCAAUCUUAAGGAGAAGAAACGAACCAUCGCUGGAAGUGCUAAAAGUGUGCCAAACAUUACUCCCGGACAUCAUCUACUCGUCAGAGGCUUCAGCCAAACGCCGGCAAUGAAUCGCAUCGAGAAUGUGCUCAUCAUUGGAUCAGGUCUUAUGGGAUCAGGUAUCGCCCAAUCGUGUGCCGCAACCAAUAAAUUCAACUCAAUUACACUGCAAGACAUCUCUGAGGAUCAGUUAUCCAAAGCCAAGACUCGCAUCACUCAAAGCCUGACCAAUCUUAAGGAGAAGAAACGAAUAAACAUCGAUAACGUGGACGAAGUGGUCAAACGUAUAACACUGUCGACUGAAAGGAAACCGGUUUCCGAAGAGAAUCUUCUGAUCGUUGAAGCGAUUCCUGAACUGUUGGAACCAAAGCAGCGAAUAUUCAAAGAAUUGUGUGAGACUUUUAAACACAAUAAGUCUGUAAUAUUUGUGACGAACACGUCUUCGCUUCCGUGCUAUGAAAUCGGCAAAUAUGUUGAUUGCAAAGACAGAUUCGGAGGUCUACAUUUCUUCAAUCCGGUGCCUCUCAUGAAACUCGUAGAGAUUAUCAAAGUGAUGGACGGAACCAAUGAACACACUUUUGAAUCUCUUCAGCAGUUUGUCAAAGACAUUGACAAAGUGGGCGUCUCUUGUAAGGAUACGCCGGGAUUUAUUGUGAACCGACUACUGGUGCCGUAUAUGUUGGAAGCCGUCCGACUCCUGGAGAGAGGAGACGCCACCGCUCGAGACAUUGACAUUGCCAUGAAAUUGGGCGCCGGAUAUCCUAUGGGUCCCUUUGAACUGAUGGAUUAUGUCGGACUCGACACCAAUAAGUUCAUAGUGGACGCCUGGUCUGCGAGGGGUGACCCGAGUCUCACUAUAUAUAAGUCUAAACUACUCGAAGGUAUGGUUGCGAAGGGAAAUCUCGGUAAAAAGUCGGGCAAAGGUUUCUACGAUUACACAAAGAAAAAAUAGUGUCUUCGGAAGCAUUUUUUAUAUAUUUUUUAUUGGAAUAUACUUUUAACCAAAACUUUUUUGAUAAUAUUUUUCCACACAAUUGUUAUGUUUUGCAAUGAAAUUCCUUUUCUUAAGAAUAUGUCUGUUUUCAAGAAUUGAAACUUGAUUUAUAAUCCCUUUCCUCUCCUAACUUCUGAGCCAAAUAUUGCCAACAAUUUGUGUCAUUCUUUAUGCGAAUCAAUAAUAUUUUUUGAAUCGUUUUUGUAAUUUCUAAAACUUUUUUUUGUGUGUAAAUAAUAAAAACGCUUAAGUUUUGAAAAA
Medioppia subpectinata is the source of this 1918-nucleotide messenger RNA. The record is from the annotation of a GenBank genome assembly. NCBI's taxonomy places the organism in Eukaryota, Metazoa, Arthropoda, Arachnida, Sarcoptiformes, Oppiidae.